AUUUCUUAACGGAACGUACUGAGUUAAAACAUUUUCUACACGGACUGUUUUGAGUGAUGCACAAUUCUUUAGAUUCCGACUGGUGUCCGACUUGCAACGACGUCUUCCACAUUGUUUAGUGUCAGAGAAAGAGAGUUAUGAACGACUGGAGUCCAGUGGCAAAAGUCUACGACCCUCUCAAGGCGGGCAGCAUCGAUGGCACAGACGUGGAGCCCCAUGACCGGGCCGUCUGGAGGGCCAUGGUCGCCCGCUACAAACCCAACAAAGCCGUGGUGGGGGACCCGCUCCUCACUCUUUUCGUGGCCCGCUUGAACCCUCAAACAACGGAGGAGAAGCUGAAUGAAGUGUUCUCCAAUUACGGGGAUAUCCGCCGGCUGCGCCUGGUGAGGGACAUAGUGACUGGGUUCUCUAAGGGCUAUGCCUUCGUUGAAUACAAAGAGGAGAGGUCCGUGGUCAGGGCGAGGCGAGACGCCAACAAACUAGUGGUAGACCAAAGUGAGUUGUUUGUGGACUUCGAGCAGGAGAGGACCCUGAAGGGAUGGGUACCUCGUCGGCUGGGCGGAGGGCAGGGGGGCAAGAAGGAGUCUGGUCAGCUGCGGUUUGGUGGGAAGGACAGACCCUUCCGCAAACCCAUCAACCUUCCUGUCACCAUGAACCAGGAAUGGGGUGGUGGUGGCAGAGAGUGUGAGAGAGGAGGAGAGAGGGAGGAGCGCUACAGAGAUGGGUCCCUGAGCCGUGAGAGAGAGACUGAUUGGGGGAGUAGGGGGAGAAGAGAUGACCGAGACAGAGGGAGAGAGAGGGGUGUAGAAAGGGAGUACCACCGCGAGAGGAGGGAUAGGAGUUAUGAGAGGGAGUCGACGAGAGAGCGGGAGUCGACGAGAGAGCGGGAGUCGACGAGAGAGCGGGAGUCGACGAGAGAGCGGGAGUCGACGAGAGAGCGGGAUGACAGGAGAGAGAGGGAUGACAGAAGACACAGGGAUGAUAAGUACAGACACAGAGACAGGAGAUGAAACUCAGUGGUCCCUCUGACUACUCUGACAUCUGAAAGGAUGCAUGGGUGGAGAGCGAGGUGGAGCAAGUAAUACAAAAACGUUUUGACUACAUUGGUCUCUUUUUUUUCUUCUCACCUGGUUGGUGUGGACAGGUGAUGUCAUCCCACCCAUUUCUUCACUGUAACCUUCUGCUGGCCUGGCUCAGCAGGGUGCUGUUAUCUACCUGUUGUUCUUUAUGCACUGAAUAAAGUUUAUUUUACAGUC
Molecule: messenger RNA, 1256 nt
Organism: Salmo salar (Atlantic salmon)
Lineage: Eukaryota; Metazoa; Chordata; Actinopteri; Salmoniformes; Salmonidae
Gene: snrnp35
Product: small nuclear ribonucleoprotein 35 (U11/U12)
Biological process (GO): mRNA splicing, via spliceosome
Cellular component (GO): precatalytic spliceosome; U12-type spliceosomal complex
Molecular function (GO): snRNA binding; mRNA binding
Source: RefSeq, a predicted model, not a curated record